AUUAAAUGUAAUCCCAAUCAAUAGGAAAUGUAUAUAGUAUUUAAAAAUUUUAGGAUAUUAUGGAAUUGUUUGAUGUGAAUACAUAUGGGGAAGGGUAAACAAGAAACUGUGGAUCAUGUUAUAAACCACCAACAUAUGAAGAAAUUGAAGAGGGAAUUAAGAACCAAAAUAUCAAAUUGAUACCUAAUGACAAAGAAAAAUUCUUUGAACUUAUACUAAAAGAAUAAGUUAUAUAUAAAAUUAAUAUGAUUAGUAAGUGAGAUUGGAUAAGAAUGUUUAAGACUUAUAUGGAUAAAUGAAUUACUCAGGAGCUGUUGAGGAAUUAAUUCAUUCAGAAAUAUUUAAACAUUUUGGAUAUGAUGAUUGUCCUUUAAAUCAUAAAUUAUACUAUGCUUUGACUAGAAAAUACAUUAAUGAUCCUGAAUUAAAGAAAUAAGUAUUCUUUUGGAGAAAUAAUGUAAUGCAUGGAUGUAAAAUUGGAUUAUAUGAAUAACCACCUGAAAUUCCAUUAUUGAAUUUGAAUAAUGAGAAAGUGUUUCUUUAAGAAUUAAUGUUAAAUAGUCAUAAAGAGAAUAAACUUCUGGUUGUAUUUGGUGGUAGUAUAACAUGACCUCCUUAUCGUGAAG
Paramecium sonneborni is the source of this 626-nucleotide messenger RNA. Lineage: Eukaryota; Ciliophora; Oligohymenophorea; Peniculida; Parameciidae. The record is from the annotation of a GenBank genome assembly.